Molecule: messenger RNA, 882 nt
Organism: Ornithodoros turicata
Lineage: Eukaryota; Metazoa; Arthropoda; Arachnida; Ixodida; Argasidae
Exons: 2
Coding region: 72-749 (225 amino acids)
Source: RefSeq, a predicted model, not a curated record
UUGUAGCGCGAGGAUACAUUUGCUGUACAGCCACUUAGCAGCAGCAAGAGAACCAUAUUUAGAAGGCCGCGAUGGGAAAUGGGUCAGGAUCACUCAGAAUGGACGGCGGCAUGAAGGAGCAUCUGGUGUCUUCCGAAGCCGUAGGCGAACAGCCAGAAGUCAGCUGUCGCUCAGUGGGAACAAACACCCCUUGUGGAGGGCAAGUAGAUGGGGUGAUUGACAUCAACAACGCAGGAAAGAAGAGGCAUGACCCUGCGCCAGGUGCGGUAAAAGUACUGCCCACGACACAUGCAUCACUCCAGCAGCGAGAGAUCAUGACACCAGUGGCAGUACCAUCUGUCAGGAUCGUUUCUCCAGAAUGCUCGGAGCCUCGGAACGACGGUGGCGACGAUAAGCGCAUCUUGAACGACAGUCCAGUCAGGUCGCCGCCCAGAUCGCCGCCGUUGCGGUCUACCGAGGUGCUCAGCGGAAACCAUCGUCAUGCGAAUACAGCUUCACCCCUUGGUGGGAGUCGGUGUUCACUUUUUGCGCGGAGUCUCCUGCUCUCCCUGCUGGCCCUAAUGGGCGUCUCCUCAGUCCUGGGCGUGGUGUCGUGGCGUCUCUUUCAAGAAGCCCAAAGCAUUGAUUACGCCCGCAACGCCUCAUCUCUGCUGAGGCUCUUCCUGAACGGGUCGUUUUUCCCAAUCACGAAUGACUCAGAAGCGUACGUGGAUAUCAACAACGAUACCCUGUCUCCUGUUGGCCUCUAGUGUAGACUAUUAAGUACGCUGGAUGUGUGGCCUCACUGUUGCAUACGCCUAAUCCAGAACUCUACAGAUAGGUCACGAUUGGGCGCUAGCUCACUCAUUAUUUAGAGUUUCCAAAUACACUAUUAUCUCGCAA